AUGGUCUCAUUGGCAGGAACAGUCGAUGGGAAACAAUAUCUCUCAUCCAGAACAGUCGACGAGAUGAUCCAAGAACGGAUCCACGGCCAAGACCUCGUCCUUUCGUCAGUCUUGCGAUUCGGCUUGGGAGUUGGCUUGCCCGUGCCGCAGACAGUCCCGUGGGUUCUGGAAGGUCGUGUUUGCUUUUGGUGUGGCUGGGGGGGAGCAACGAUAGUCAUGGAUUUGGAUCGGUGGAUGACUAUUGGAUAUGCUAUGAACAAGAUGGGGAGCGGGACUUUGGGAAAUGCAAAUACCGAAGCCUAUGUCAACGCAGUGUAUGCAGUUAUUGACGGAAAAUCGCCUCCAGUUUUGUGA
Messenger RNA from Penicillium robsamsonii, 354 nucleotides. RefSeq lists its product as uncharacterized. Bases 1 to 354 code for a protein of 117 amino acids. The record is from RefSeq and is a predicted model, not a curated record. The transcript has a single exon. Lineage: Eukaryota; Fungi; Ascomycota; Eurotiomycetes; Eurotiales; Aspergillaceae.